This is a messenger RNA of Dicrocoelium dendriticum, 984 nucleotides long. The record is from the annotation of a GenBank genome assembly. Lineage: Eukaryota; Metazoa; Platyhelminthes; Trematoda; Plagiorchiida; Dicrocoeliidae.
CGCUAUGGGAGGUCACAGGACUUACAACGGUACGCCUGAUCCCUCCCACUUCGGCUGUUGGACUCACAGUGGUCCUCCCUGGAGCAGCAGAUCCGAAGACCCGCCUCCCACCUGCGGAGAGCCAACAGCCGGAACUACAUUCCCACCCGUGUCACUUCCUUCUAACAAACAGAGCUUACGCACGUCUCUUUUGUACAACCCUUCCUUUGUUCUGACAACAGCCGUCCUGACGAGCCCAUCUCCAGAAUCAGUGCAGCUCUCAAUAACUCCCAAUGGCCAUGUUCCACGCGAGCUCGCUUCAGAAGAGACCAAAACCACGUCACCUGGUCUAAAAUUUCGACUGCUGUGUAACCACUUUUGUCUCGAUUGCAACAACGGCAAAUACUCUCUGACCCAUCUUUUCCAGAACAACGCAGUUAGGUAAUUCACCUGUCGCCAACAGCGGUUAUAUUCUUCAGGCAGGGCCGUUAAUAUAUGCGUUGCGUUGGAUCGCAAUAUCAGCAAAUCGUUAGGUGUAAGUGCCUCGCGGUCGUUGGGGUCCGAAGUUAGCGGUACAAGUGGUCUACUGUUGACGAUGCGCUCCGCUUCAAUAAGGAGAGUGUUCAGUGUCUCGUCAUCCAACGUCUGCUGCCCUGCGACAGAUAACAGGAUCCGCCUAACAGACCUAAUGAUGCGUUCCCAAAUACCACCUCUGUGACUGGCCAUCGGUGGGUUGUAGUGCCACUGCACUCCUAUACUCAGUAGCUUAUCAUUGAUCUUUGCUUGUGACCAGCUCUUCAUGGCAGUACGCAACUCAGUAGCAGCACCCACAAAAUUGCCCCCAUUAUCACUGAAUAUUUCGGCCGGGGUCCCUCUGCGGGCAACAAAUCGUUUCAGGGCCAUGAUAAAAGAGUCAGUACUCAAUGUAGGUGAGAGUUCGAUGUGUACGGCUCGUGCUUGCAUACAUGUAAAUAGGCAUCCAUAGCGCUUCUCUUGUCUCCUGGC